Molecule: messenger RNA, 2044 nt
Organism: Malus domestica (apple)
Lineage: Eukaryota; Viridiplantae; Streptophyta; Magnoliopsida; Rosales; Rosaceae
Product: UPF0481 protein At3g47200-like
Source: RefSeq, a predicted model, not a curated record
AUGUAGCCAAAGUCUUGGAUCUGGUUAGUAGAACCACACCAGUUUCUUGAUUUAACAAUAAUACGAAGACCACUUACAAGUCAACUUCAUCGUGGUCGGCUGGAGAACUUCGCACUACUUCGGGAUAAACUUGCAGGGACCCAAGAGAACAAUGGUCAGAAAAGGGAAAAAAACAAGGGAGGAGACUGCGGAGUACAGUAGUCCAAAGCCUAACCCUCCACCACAUCCUCCCACCUUCAACACCUCUAAGUCUCUCAGUCUCCCCAGGCCCAAAAUUUUCAUCAGGGGUGCAAGCACGAAUUAUCGCCGGAAGAACCUAAGAAGGAUAAAGACAACACCACAAAUUGCGGAGACAAAUGAUCGCGAACAAGAUUUCCAUGACCAUGUACUAGUCUUGGACCAGCCAGACAAGUGGUGUAUCUACAGGGUCCCCAGCAAACUUCGCAAAGUAAACGAAGCAGCAUACACUCCUCAGUUACUAUCAAUCGGCCUUUUCCACCAUGGCAAGCCGGAACUCAAGGACAUGGAGACCCACAAAAAUAUGUACUACAAGAAUUUUUCCGCGCGUUGUUUGAAGAAGGACGUUGCACUAAAAAAAUUCAUCAAGGCUCGUCAAGAACACAUUCUUCGUUGUUAUGCAGGGGCCAUUGAGCUUGACAAAGAUCCUGUUGACAUAAUUGUGGUCGAUGCCUGCUUCAUCAUUGAGCUCUUUUUGAUGAACUCUGAAGAAACAGAAAAUCAUGAAAACGAUUACAUUUUAAGAUCACCGUGGCUGAGGAAAGCUGUAGAGCAGGAACUAAUACUGUUUGAAAACCAGCUUCCGUAUUCUCUUCUUCAAGAGCUAUAUGACUUUGCGGUGCCUGCCUCCUGUUCCCCUCAUUCCAAAGAAGCACAGGAACAUGAACAGGCUCAUAGAAACAGCAGUGCCAAUCAUGACCAGCAGGACUGCUUGCCAUGCUACCCUCUGGUCCGCUUCGGUGAUCUUUGUAUAGAUGUUCCAAAAGCCGAACCUGUCCCUGAUUGUAUAGAUGUUCCAAAAGCCGAACCUGUCCCUGAUCAUCCCUUUCUUAAGCUUACCUGCGAGUUCUUCAAAGAUUACAGCAAGGGAAAAUCCGUGAAUGGGGUAAAACCAAAACACUUCACUGAUUUGGUAAGACAUUUUCUAUGUCCCCAAGAAGAAAUGACAUUUGAACAUAAUACUUGUCCUAUAAAAAAUAUAUAUGCUGUAAGGAAGCUGAGGGCAGCAGGGGUGAAGUUUACGCCACUUCGAGAAGACGGAUACUUUAUCAUAAAAGGAGACAAGCCUACUAAAUGCAAGUUGAACUUGGCAUGUUUUCGAAAUAUGAACUUGAAGCUUGCACAGUUUUGUGUCAAGGAUGAGACAGAGUGCGUUAUUCGAAACAUCAUGGCCUUGGAGCAGUUUUUGUACCCGGACAAGCCUUAUAUCUGCAAUUACUUUAUGCUCAUGGAUCAACUUGUGGACACUGUAGAAGAUGUUGAUUUGCUGGUUGAGAACAAAGUUAUUGUUAACAUGCUGGGCAGCAACGAAGCAGUGGCAAAGCUGGUUAAUAGACUUUGCGAGCAGAUUAUGGAGGAUAAAUCCUGCUAUGCUGACAUCUGUAAACAGCUUAACAGGCACUAUGAGAAUUUUUGGAAUCGUCAUGUGGCGACCCUGAAACGAGUUUACUUCAAGGACCUUUGGACAGGCAGUUCGACUAUACUGGGACUUUUCGUCCUCGUUUUCUCCAUCAUUGGAAGCAUAAAGUCGCUCAAAUCAUAAGCCUUGAGCUCUGUAGUUCUUAAUAGGCAGAAUAAAUUGACUUUUAAAUAGUGCACAGAGGCGCUUACCAUACCUUUUUCAGAUUUGUCUUAGAGAGGUUGGGUUCGACGUCUUCCCUCUUUUCUUGACCUUUUUGUUUUAAUUGUUCUCUGAGGAAUAAGGUUCAUGUCACAUAAUUGGAUGUAACUUCUCUUUUCCUAAUUCAUAUAAUAUCCCUCGUAUUAUCGGGGUUUCUUCAAAUUGUGAACAGUAUAGAAUAUGUCA